UGUGUCUUAGGAGAAGGCAGUCAUGGUUCUGUCCACGCUGUACCUCACCGUCCUGCUGCUCUGCCUGGGACAUGCGGCACUACCUGACACCCCGCCUGGAGGCCGGUGCUCAGCUGGCGUACCUGGCAGCCCGGGGCUCAACGGGCACAAUGGGCAGCCUGGCAGAGAUGGCAAAGACGGGCGAGACGGAGGCACAGGACCUAAAGGGGACAGAGGAGAACCAGGUGAGCCAGUUCCUGGUCCUCCAGGUAAAAUGGGUCCUGCCGGCCCACCUGGUCCCAGAGGAGAGAAGGGGGACAUGGGGGCAAAAGAUUCAAAAGGGCGCUUUGGACUCUACAUCUCAGAGCCCCCUGAACCCUGCGCGCUGUCCUCAUCUGUAGUUGUUACAGAGCAACAAAAGAGAGUUCGAAAAGAGAAGGGAUUCUUCCAUCUGGACUCUUCAUCCGUCAUCUCCAUAGAAGUCACAUCUGCCGACGGGGGGGCACACACACACAGGAACUUCUGGAACCUCUAG
Messenger RNA from Engraulis encrasicolus (European anchovy), 514 nucleotides. Its product is annotated as collectin-46-like. The transcript is spliced from 4 exons. NCBI's taxonomy places the organism in Eukaryota, Metazoa, Chordata, Actinopteri, Clupeiformes, Engraulidae. The record is from RefSeq and is a predicted model, not a curated record. The coding region runs from base 23 to 514 and encodes 163 amino acids.